UAUAAACCCAGCUCUGCUUCCCAGUUGGCACUCUUCACUUCAAUAACCUAUAAUUCAUUCUAAUAAAAUUACCGAUGGGUGAGAAAGAUCAGGGAGGCAAGAAUGAAGGGGAGAAGAAGCCUGCCGACAAGAAAGACGACGGCAAAGUCGCCGCCGUUUUUAAGAUGGACUUGCAUUGCGAGGGCUGCGCCAGGAAAGUCAAGAGAGUCGUUCGCAAUAUCGAUGGUGUUGAACAAGUGAAGGCAGAUUGUUCGGCAAACAAAUUGACGGUGGCGGGGAAAGCAGACCCGUCGGCGAUCAAAGAGAUGCUAGAGCAGAAGACGAAGAAGAAGGUGGAGCUCGUCUCUGCACCGCCGAAGAAAGACGGCGGCGGUGAUAAGAAGCCGGAAGAGAAGGCGCAAAAGAAGGAAGAAGUUAAGAAGUCAGACGAUAAGAAGCCAAAAGAGAGUACGGCGGUUUUGAAGAUCAGACUGCAUUGUGACGGUUGCAUCCAAAAAAUCCGGAAGAUCGUUUCCAAAUUCGGCGGAGUUCAGAACGUAGAUAUAGACAAAGCGAAGGACCUACUAUCGGUGAAGGGCACCAUGGACGUGAAAGAACUGGUUCCUUACCUCAAGGCGAAGCUGAAGAGGAGCGUCGACGUGGUCCCGCCAAAGAAGGAUGAAGCCGGAGAUCAGAAGCCAAAAGAAGCCGGUGGCGGUGGCGACAAGAAAGAGAAAGAGAAAGAAGCCUCCGGCGGCGGCGGCGAAAAGAAAGAGAAAGAAGCAGCAGCGGCCGGGGGUGGCGGAGAAAAGAAAGAGAAAGAAGCAGCAGCGGCCGGUGGUGGCGGAGAAAAGAAAGAGAAAGAGGCAGUAGCGGCCGGGGGAGGCGGUGGCGACGGUGGGAAGAAAGAGGAAGGUGCGGGGGCAAAGGUGGAGGUGAGCAAGAUGGACUACCAUGGCUACCCAUACCAAGCUCCCAUGUACUGGCAUGAUGGACCCGCGUAUGCACAGAAUUACCCGAUGGUAGUUCAUCCUGGGUAUGGAAACCAAGGAUUCGUAACUCAUGGAUAUGUGGAUGAUCAAGGAUAUGGACCAUAUGGUAACGUAAAUCAUGGGUAUAUGGUGGCAGCAAACCACCCGAUGCAUGCUCCUCAGCUGUUCAGCGACGAGAAUCCCAAUGCUUGUUCUGUUAUGUGAGGGACACACAGACUUCCUACGACAAAAUCAACUGUAAAUAAGUUUUGAUUAUAAUACACAAACAAAAAAAUUUAAAAAAAAAAAAAAUAGAUAUGUGAAUUUACGGAUGAGGACGAUUAUCAGUAGACUAGACGUAGUACAGUAGUACAGUAGAAUUUUGUAAACAUAUAUAGCUUAAAGUUGUGGUAGCCGGCUGGUUUUCGGCCGGUUCAGUUGUUGGGUUCGGUUCAGUUGAUUUUGGAGGUUGGCUCUUCUUUGUCCAUUUACGACUUAAAUUUUGUACUAAUUUUUUAUUAAUAAAAACUCUAUAUGCUUUUAC
Juglans regia (Persian walnut) is the source of this 1494-nucleotide messenger RNA. Its product is annotated as heavy metal-associated isoprenylated plant protein 6-like. The coding region runs from base 75 to 1175 and encodes 366 amino acids. Lineage: Eukaryota; Viridiplantae; Streptophyta; Magnoliopsida; Fagales; Juglandaceae. Gene Ontology annotation, molecular function: metal ion binding. The record is from RefSeq and is a predicted model, not a curated record. The transcript has 5 exons.